This is a messenger RNA of Malania oleifera, 814 nucleotides long. RefSeq names its product small ribosomal subunit protein cS23z. The record is from RefSeq and is a predicted model, not a curated record. The transcript has 2 exons. Bases 154 to 720 code for a protein of 188 amino acids. Gene Ontology annotation, biological process: translation. Lineage: Eukaryota; Viridiplantae; Streptophyta; Magnoliopsida; Santalales; Ximeniaceae. Gene Ontology annotation, cellular component: ribosome. Gene Ontology annotation, molecular function: structural constituent of ribosome.
GCUCGGAAGUAGUGACAAGAGCUACCCCACAUUCCUUAUCCGAACGGACCGAACACCCAAAGGCGCCAUUGUUGAUCUUGCGCUGGCUCUGAACUGAACAUGACCUCUUUUCGGACAUAGACUCUCUCUCUCUCUCUCUCUCUAGAAUACAAGAUGUUGUCCAUGACCAUGCACUCUUCUGGCAUUAAUGUUGCUUUCCGGUCCUCUUCAAUGCCUUUCAGGCCUCUCAAACCCACCAUUUUCGCGAAGCCCGAAGCCUUAUCGCUGCAUCCAUCUUCAAUUCUUGAGCUCAGAAGCAAGCCCAGUUGCAGAAAUCAAAGACCCUUCACUGCUUAUGCAGCCCCAGAAGCAGUAACAGCAGAAACCCCAACAGAGGACCCAACUCCUCCAGCCUCACAUGACCCCAACCCCAUUCCUUCCCCAGAAAAACAGAAAGCAAAGGUGAAGGUGAAGGCAGUGGAGAAGCCAAGGUUGCUGUUGAAGUUCAUUUGGAUGGAAAAGAACAUAGGUCUGGCACUGGAUCAGCUGAUACCGGGACAUGGCACCAUUCCCUUGAGCCCAUACUUCUUUUGGCCAAGGAAGGAUGCUUGGGAAGAGCUCAAAGCCACUCUGGGGAGUAAACCAUGGAUAUCCCAGAAGCAAAUGAUCAUACUCCUUAACCAGGCCACUGAUAUCAUUAAUUUGUGGCAGCAGAGUGGGGGCAAUCUUUCCUCAACAUGACAAUUUUUGUACAUGGUAGUUUUUAGUUAUUGAGAUUUGUUGUAUUUCUCAAUUAGUUCUUCUAAAUCCUAUAAAAUUGUGGUUCAAACUUUUU